Capronia epimyces CBS 606.96 is the source of this 1692-nucleotide messenger RNA. RefSeq lists its product as uncharacterized. The transcript has a single exon. The coding region runs from base 1 to 1692 and encodes 563 amino acids. Lineage: Eukaryota; Fungi; Ascomycota; Eurotiomycetes; Chaetothyriales; Herpotrichiellaceae. Gene Ontology annotation, biological process: regulation of transcription by RNA polymerase II. Gene Ontology annotation, cellular component: nucleus; SWI/SNF complex. The record is from RefSeq and is a predicted model, not a curated record.
AUGAACCCACAAAUGCAAAGCUACCGUCAAUAUGCGCAGCCCCAAGCAAGAGCCCCGGCACCCCGUCGGCCAGGUGAGUGCGACCCGAGCACCAGUCCUGCCCCAGGCACAAGCAUAAGCAUUGCAGACCCAAGUGUCCAGACAGAGGAGUUUUGGAAAAAUUUGUCCGCGGACCGUAUCCCACUGAAGCUUGACCUCGACCUCCGUCGUCUGGUGGACACAGGUCAAACCGCACCCUUCUCCGCUUGCAUUGAACAAAUCUUGAGACGAGAGAGGAACUUACAAGUGGAACCAGGCCAGGCCCCUCCUGCCCAUCACGCUCAACAGCAGCAUAUCCAGCAGCUGGCGAACCAACAACUCCAGCAACGCAACGCCGCCAUGGAGCACCAAGCGGCCCAGCGACGGGCGCGAAAACCUACCGAUCGAACCCUUCCCGAAGGCAUUGAGGACCUUGUCAUUGGCGACGGCGUACAGCAGUACAAUAAACUACGUGAGCUGGAAAAGCGUCUGGAUGCGACCAUGAUGCGCAAGAAAUUGGAGAUUCAGGAUACCAUGAGCCGACACCGAAAGAGAGAAAAGACUAUGCGCAUCUGGAUCUCCAACACCUGUUCCGAACAGCCCUGGCAAAUGAACCAUAAUGAUGAGGAGAGCAUCACUUUCGAUUCACUGGGCGAACCCAAAUACCGAGUCAAGAUCCAAGGAAGACUGCUUGAAUGGCCCGACAGUGACUCAGAGGACGAAGACGAAGAUGAAGAUGGCGACGGCAAUGGCAAGGAGAAGGAAGGCGAGCCGAAGAAAUCCAAGGAACCUCUACCUCCCUCGAGGCCUUUCAGUUUCUUCUUCAAAGCUCUGAGAGUCGAGUUUGAAGAUGCGUUCAUGGGCGAUCCGAACUACAACAUUUCGUGGAAGAAACCCCCGAACCAGACCCCUGAACAGGACGUUGAUUAUUUCUCAUUCCAACGCAAAGCCGAUGAGAACAUGAACAUCACCAUUUGUCUCACUCGCGAUGAGCAACCAGAGAGAUUCAAAUUGAGCCCCGCCCUCGCCGACACCUUGGACAUGACUGAAGCCGAUCGCGCCGAAGUCGUCAUGUGUCUGUGGGACUAUGUCAAACACUUCGGACUACAGGAAGAUGACGAGCGACGAACCAUUCGCUGUGACGACAACCUCCGUGAGCUUUUUGGCGUCGACACCAUUUUCUUUCCCCAGAUCCCCGAACGCAUCCUCCCGCAUCUCCUUCCCCUCGACCCCGUCCGACUUCCAUUCACCAUCCGCCUCGACAAAGAAUUCCACGACAACCCUGAACCGACCAUCUAUGAUGUCGAUGUCACCGUCGAAGACCCUGUCCGCGCUCUCUACCUCAAGAUGACCCAGAACCCACAACACCAAGCACAACUCCGCCAGAUCGCCGACCUCGAUGACCAACUUGCCGUUCUGGUUCAAGCAAUCCACCACUCCAAGGCUCGCCACGACUUUUUCAGCGGUAUGGCCAAGGACCCCGUGGGAUUCUGCAAGAAAUGGCUCGCUUCGCAGAAGAAAGAUCUCAGUGUGAUCCUCGGCGAGGCCGAGAAAGGUGACUUCUCUGGUAUGGAGUUUGCCAAGGGGGGUACGGAUGGUGUGUGGAAUUCGGACGUUGUCAGAGAAGCGGUGCGUUAUCGACUGGCGAAACAGGACACCGCUCCCGGUCGCUAG